AUAUAUGCAUUUAGCCGAUACUGUCGAACAAAAACUUCUUGUUUUUCUGUUCAACUGCCGCGGUGACCAGCAUGAUGUCAACCGGGAGCACAGCUGACUUUCUACUGGUCCCACACAAGCUUCAGAUGUGGUAACGUUUACCCAGAAGCCCAGAACAACUGGAUGAAUGAAAACACUGGUUCUGUUCACAUGGUUGCUGUGGCUCUUGGCUCUCCGAAGGGUCUCAGAGUCCAAAUUGCACGUCCCCCUUCUUUGCCCUCCUCUCCUUUCCCGACUUCUGCUGGGUUGGUUGGUUAAAUCAGUGAGCAUUAGUGGGCGUGAGCAUGUGUGUGUGUGUGCUGGUGCUCCUAGGGCGCAUGCGAACUGAGGCCCAAAGGGGAAAGCCUUCCACACAGAUCUAAGCCAGCUGCCCUGCUCUAAACACUCCAUUGCAAGAAGAGUAGAAGAAAGAAGCGACCUGCAUGCAUCCCCCCUACCAGUGUGCUCAAAGUACACUGGCAAAGCAGCUGCCAGCUCUACAAACGGCAGACAAGCGUCUACAAAUUGUAGAUUUCGAUCUUGCAUAGGAGUCCGUAGAAGUGUUACUGCUUUAAAUUCUCAGGACUCAAAGGGCACUUGCUGCCCUGAGAGGGGGGCCUUUCAAGCAAGCUGACCUCUGAGGUUAAGCAGAAUCAGUUUGUGUGGAGGAGAGUAAGAGGGUACAGGCAGCAGUUAGCAGGAGGUGAGAGGCCACGGUGAACUGCUGCACUUCUCAAGAAGGAGACGACGCAGUUGCCAGGAAGUGGGGAAAGAGGAGGAGAUGGCCACGGGAGGAAUCACAACACUUCCCGCUACACCUGAAGACGGCGGCAGCAGCGGUUUUCCUCCUGGGAACUUCAAGGACCCUAAAAGGCUGUACUGUAAAAAUGGUGGCUUCUUCUUGAGGAUAAAAUCUGAUGGAGGAGUGGAUGGAAUACGAGAGAAAAACGACCCCCACAUAAAGCUUCAACUCCAGGCGACCUCAGUGGGAGAAGUGGUCAUCAAAGGGAUUUGUGCAAACCGAUAUCUGGCAAUGAACAGAGACGGACGACUGUUUGGAGCGAGAAGAGCAACAGAUGAGUGCUACUUCUUAGAGCGGCUCGAGAGCAACAACUACAACACCUACCGCUCCAGGAAGUACCCAAACAUGUACGUGGCGCUGAAGCGGACUGGCCAGUACAAGCCUGGAAGCAAAACUGGACCGGGUCAAAAGGCAAUUCUCUUUCUCCCAAUGUCUGCUAAAUGCUAAUC
Pelmatolapia mariae (spotted tilapia) is the source of this 1269-nucleotide messenger RNA. RefSeq names its product fibroblast growth factor 2 (gene fgf2). The record is from RefSeq and is a predicted model, not a curated record. NCBI's taxonomy places the organism in Eukaryota, Metazoa, Chordata, Actinopteri, Cichliformes, Cichlidae. Gene Ontology annotation, cellular component: nucleus; cytoplasm. Gene Ontology annotation, biological process: animal organ morphogenesis; positive regulation of endothelial cell migration; positive regulation of epithelial cell proliferation. Bases 800 to 1267 code for a protein of 155 amino acids. Gene Ontology annotation, molecular function: growth factor activity; fibroblast growth factor receptor binding. The transcript is spliced from 4 exons.